CCCGACAGGCUGUGGGGGGAGCUUGGCAGGAGUGGGGGGAGCGGAGACACUCCCCUGACAAGCUGUGGGGGGAGCUUGGCAGGAGAGGGGGGAAUUGAGACACUCCCCUGACUGGCUGUGGAGAAACAGAGUCACCCCCCUCAUAGGCAGCAGGGCUGGAGAGGGGUGAGCCCAGGACCUGAGUGCAAUUGCCCCUGCGCUGGGAGAAGUCCUAGCCUCUCUCAGCCUGGGCUUCACUAUGGGUCUGGAUGAGACCUGGAUCUCGCUUCUGCUGAUGGUUGGCACCAUGAUGUUGGUAGGAGGGUGCCGGAAGCUAACCCGACGCCAAGUGCACUCCCGACGCCUUCACCCUCGCACGUUUCUCCUGGAGCUGUUUGCCACUUUCCAAAUCUGUGCCUGCACCAAUGAGCUCCGGCUGCUGGCCAAUGUGCAGCCCAAGCCACACGUUGCCCUCACCCUCACCUAUGUUUUUACUGUCCUGCAUGGAUUGACUCUGACUGGCAGCACAUGCAACCCCUGUGGCACCCUGCAACAAAUCUUGGAUGGUGGGAUCUCAGUCAAACAGGGCGGGCUGAAGAUUGGAGCCCAGUUUGCUGGUGCAGUGCUGGCCAGAAUUUACAUGCACCGUAUCUGGUCCAUGGGGAUCAUCAAGGUGCACUCUGAGGCACUGGCCGAGGGCUGCUGUAAUCCUAUCCAAACCACCGAGACCCAGGCUUUUUGCAUAGAGCUGCUCUUCUCCACUGUGUUCCAGCUGACCAUACUUCAAUUUGAGGCAGUUAAACCCAGGCUCAGAGUCCACCUAAUUGCUCUUCUCAUUACUAUGCUGGUGUAUGGAGGAGGAAACCUCACUGGAGCAAUAUUUAACCCAGCAUUGGCCUUUUCAUUACAUGCAAGUUGUUUCCAUGACAAAUUCUGGGAUUAUUCACUAGUGUAUUGGAUGGCACCUUCCUUAGGUUCAGUACUUGUGGCCAUUGUGUGGGGUGAAAUCCUUCCUCUGAUAUUCUGAGAUAUUUUAAAAUGGUGAACUCUAGAACUACAUGUGUUAAAAAGAGACUCUUAAAAACUGAACUGAAUUGCAGCAACACAGUACAUAGAGGGAAGACACCUGGAUACACUGAUUUCCUUACAGGCUUUCCAGAUGAUUUUGUUUUGAAAUACAGUCAGAACUUUACAGUAGAACUUAAUUACAGUAACAAAUUGGUAUGGUGAGAACAAGAUUGGAAGUGUUUAUCACAUAUUUCUCAGUUAAGCCAUGUAUAUGAGGAAAAACACUAUUGCAAAAUUAACUUGCCCCUUUAAAUUUAAUCCAAAAUGCCAUUCAUUGACCUUUCUUUCAAACCUAUAUACAAUGUCAAUUGUAGAGAGAGAGACAAAAGUUACCUAACCUCUUCAGAUAUCUGCCACUACUGGUGGGGCAUGUGGCCCCAAAGGAUGCUACUCGCUAGAAAAAUUCCAAAGCUCAACACGAGAGGCACCAUUUCCCACAAGUGUGAACAUGCAGAGGUGACACUCUCAAAAAAGACGAGUUACUGAUAAGUACUAACCCACCUUUUCCUCUUGUGAGGAAUCUGCCUCCUGCCACCUUGCUAUCGUUUAUUGGCUCAUUAGGGCCCAAUCCUACAUGAUAGUAAAAGUUGCAGAAUCAGGCCCAUACUUCAAUUAUUUUUGUCCACUCUUUUUCUGAGUACUAAGUAAUUAAUUCUUGGUCCUGAUUGACAGCAGCUCAUUUUCUAUUGUUAACUUUGCCUAAGACUACUCAGUAUUACGAGCACAAGGAGUCUGAUAGGAGAGUUAAUCAAUACAAUCAGACAACAUACUCUGAAUACUAUUCAGAGAGCUUGAAUCAUUUGUGACUCCACUAUGUCUCUUUAAGGGCUCUCAAUGGGCAUGUUUAGGCUUUAGUACUUUUCUUUGACAUGGAGCAGUACUCUGCCAUACAAAAAAUACCAGCAGAGCAGAAAACUUACUCCUGCUGUCCACCAGGCCAAACUGGUCCGAGUACACCUUUGCUUGUGGUGACGACCACUCACAGGUUGUGAGCAUUCCACGGUACUGUUUGCAUUGUCAUAUGACAUUUUUCUCUGUUUUUAUAAUAUAAUUAACAUAGAAAAUGCUUUGCCCCCUCUCAUCUGGGCAAAAACAUAAUUUUGUUUAAAAUUUUAUGUAGAGGGGCUGGUUGUAUUUUUCCAUUUAUGUUUAGCAGGUUUGAAAGGGGAUAAAGUUAACAAGUUUUAUACAUAACAGAUACUGAAGCACAGGACUCUCACAAAGCAGUCAGGAGAUUUUGCACAAUUAGAUUCUGGUAUAAAACAGUAACCUCACCCAGACUUUAAAAAGCCAUAAGGUGAAUAUUUUAUGGAUACCACUAGGUAUUUUGCCUAGGGCCAGUCUGGUUAAUUUUCAGAGCAAGUAGUACUGCCACAGAUAAGCACAUUUUGCCUUUUUUGUUUUAAAUAGCUGUGCAUAUGUAAGAUGUUACAAAUGGCCUUCUAGUCUCUUGGCUGUUAGCCUCAUCUCAGCUAAAUUUCCUCUCAAUUUAAGAUGAGGAGUGGGCUUACUUCAGAGCCAAUCCAAGUAUUGCUGUGUUAGUAAGAUAUAAAACUGAAAAACAAAUGUCACCUCUUCAACAUACUUAGUCUGCCAUAGUCCAGAUCUGCAAAUGUUGCAAAUCCCUGCUCUUUCUCCCAGCACACAAUAGAAUGCAUUUAGGAACAGCCAGAGAGACACUUGAAAUUAUUUUGAUUUGACACGUUGCUGUUAGGGAUUUCCAGACUCUUUAAGAUGACUGACAAAAAGAGAUGACUCACCACUAAUUCAUUUAAAAUCUUAAACAAAAAAAUAGUGAGACCUGCAAAACUGAACUCUGAGCUGUAACCUAGACUCAAGAUUAGAGUUUAGCAAAUUAUCAGUGUUGACCUAAUAAUAUUGGUCUGUUUACAGAUUUGAUGCUGCCCAGUUAUUUUUCUUGUAAGCUUUUAAAUCUGUCCUUUGGUAAAGUGAAAUUGCUACUCAGUACAGUCUUAUAUAAACAAAAUCUGUUAACACCAAGAUUACUUAAGGGAUGAUGCGUCAAAUUGCCCACAAAGCAAAAAAAAAAAUUCAUCAAUAUUUCAGAAAUAUAAAGCUAUGGAUGAAUCAAAUCUGCCUUUUAAACAUUGAAAUAUAAAUUCCUGGCCUUGAUUACGCUGCAGCCCUCCUUUUGCUGUAGGAACAGAUCAGACUGUUUUUGCACUAUAAAAAUACUUGGUAUUGAAUGAAUUAAGCCUUACUGAACAGAUAUUUUUCUUACUCUUAUUUUUACAAGUGUUCUGGAGGUAAAUUAUAUAUUGUUAAUGCUUCAGAUAAUGUGUUUUAAAUCUAGUGUUUUGUUCUCAAUAAAAUCUUUGCUUGUA
This is a messenger RNA of Chrysemys picta bellii (western painted turtle), 3392 nucleotides long. RefSeq names its product aquaporin 11 (gene AQP11). Gene Ontology annotation, biological process: transmembrane transport. The record is from RefSeq and is a predicted model, not a curated record. Gene Ontology annotation, cellular component: cytoplasm; membrane. Lineage: Eukaryota; Metazoa; Chordata; Testudines; Emydidae. Gene Ontology annotation, molecular function: channel activity.